GAGGGAAAGGGGGAGAGAGAGAGAGAGACACACACACACACGGCGCUGCCGGUUACUCGGGGGCGUUGGGCCCCAGUCAGAGUUUGGGAAGAUGUCUGAUGCAGCUGAUAUCUGCCCUCAUCUGGAUUCCAUAGGCGAAAUCACCAAGGAAGAACUGUUACAGAAAUCUAAGGGAACAUGCCAGUCUUGUGGUGUUGGUGGACCGAACCUCUGGGCCUGCCUUCAGAAUGGCUGCUCCUAUGUCGGAUGUGGGGAAUCGUAUGUCGACCAUAGCACUUUACACGCACAGGUUGCAGAGGCUAAGAAGCACAAUCUGACCGUGAACUUGACUACUUUCCGGGUUUGGUGUUACGCUUGUGAGAAGGAAGUUUUCCUGGAACAGCGGCCAGUCACUCCCAACCAGGCCCAAGCAAGCCGGCUAACAGACCAGGACUCUACAUUACCUCCUGCCAGCCACCCACUCAAAGCUGUGCCCAUUGCUGUAGCGGAUGAGGGAGAAUCAGAAUCUGAGGAUGACGAGUUAAAGCCAAGAGGGCUAACAGGAAUGAAGAACAUUGGAAACUCUUGCUAUAUGAAUGCUGCUCUUCAAGCUCUGUCCAACUGCCCUCCACUCACCCAGUUCUUUCUAGAAUGUGGAGGUUUGGUUCGUACAGACAAGAAGCCAGCUCUUUGCAAAAGCUACCAGAAACUCAUCUCCGAACUUUGGCACAAAAAACGUCCUAGCUAUGUUGUUCCUACAAGCCUUGCCCAUGGGAUUAAACUGGUUAAUCCUAUGUUUCGAGGUUAUGCACAACAGGUAAGGCAGGCCGGUUACAUGCAACAGGAUACCCAGGAAUUUCUCCGCUGCUUGAUGGAUCAGCUCCAUGAAGAGCUCAAAGAACCUUUAACAGAGCGCGACACCGACUCCUCAAGUGACACGGAUGAAAAGAGAGACGGUGACAGGAGCCCGUCUGAGGAUGAGUUUCUCUCCUGUGACUCGGGAGCCAGUAGUGAUAAAGGGGAGGGGGAGAGCAAGAGCAGGUGCUCUUCGGAGAAGCAAAUUGAAACUGAACUGUUGAUCCAAGACGAUUAUGGAAAAGGAAUCUCUGAAAAGGAAAGACAGAAGGAUAGAAAGUUUUCGUGUGGACAACACAGAACCGGAUCGGUGGAUGCGAUCGAUGAAGAUGCAGAUGUGGACACGACCAUGAGUUCUGGGGACGCUGGAGGUUCUGGCGAUGCCAGACCUGCGGUGGUUUCUCCAAGUCCCCGUAGGACACCAGAACCUGACAACGAUGUGUACAUGCGAUGCUCCUCACGACCCUGCAGCCCCAUCCACCAGGAAGCUCAUUCCAAGUUCUCCAGCACUCCUCCUCGAUCGAGUCCGAUCAGGACAGGAGCAACCUUCUCUCUCAAAAAAGCCCAGCUUCUCUUGACGACCAAGAAGAAAAAACAGCCCAAGUAUCGCAGUGUGAUCUCUGAUAUCUUUGAUGGCUCCAUAUUGAGUCUGGUUCAGUGCCUCACUUGUGACCGGAUUUCUUCCACAGUGGAAAUGUUUCAGGACCUGUCUUUGCCGAUCCCUGGUAAGGAAGACCUGGCAAAACUCCAUUCCUCCAUCCACCAGACGUUACCAGUGAAGACUGGCACUUGCGGAGAUGCCUACGCAACUCAGGGUUGGGUAGCAUUUCUCAUGGAUUAUAUUAGAAGGUUUGUCGUGUCCUGCAUCCCGAGCUGGUUCUGGGGUCCUGUGGUGACUUUAGAAGAUUGUUUAGCUGCCUUUUUUGCUGCUGAUGAGUUGAAAGGCGACAAUAUGUACAGUUGUGAGCGAUGCAAGAAGUUAAGAAAUGGAGUCAAAUAUUGUAAAGUCCUUAAACUGCCAGAGAUUCUUUGUAUUCACCUAAAACGCUUUCGCCAUGAAGUGAUGUACUCCUUCAAAGUAAAUAGCCAUGUCUCCUUCCCAUUGGAAGGACUUGAUCUUCGACCCUUCCUGUCCAAGGAGAGUCCAUCUCAAAUUACAACCUAUGAUCUUCUGUCUGUGAUCUGCCAUCAUGGGACUGCAGGGAGUGGUCACUACAUUGCCUAUUGCCAGAAUGUAAUCAAUGGGCAGUGGUACGAGUUUGAUGACCAGUACGUCACUGAGGUGCAUGAGACGGUUGUACAGAAUGCUGAGGCCUAUGUCCUUUUUUACAGGAAGAGCAGUGAAGAGGCUGUGCGAGAGAGGCAGAAAGUUGUUGCUUUGGCCAACAUGAAAGAGCCCAGCCUCCUCCAAUUCUACAUUUCCAGAGAGUGGCUGAACAAGUUCAACACGUUCACUGAGCCCGGGCCAAUCAGUAACCACACCUUCCUCUGCUUACAUGGAGGUAUUCCUCCUAACAAAUACCAUUACAUUGAUGAUCUGGUGGUUAUUCUGCCCCAAAAUGUGUGGGAAUAUCUUUAUAACAGGUUUGGAGGUGGCCCGGCUGUGAACCAUUUGUACGUCUGCUCAAUUUGCCAAGUAGAAAUCGAAGCUCUCGCGAAAAGGAGGAAAAUGGAAGUGGACACCUUUAUAAAGCUAAACAAAGCGUUCCAGGCAGAGGAGUCUCCCAGUGUUAUUUACUGCAUCAGUAUGCAGUGGUUCCGGGAAUGGGAAGGCUUCGUUAAAGGAAAGGACAAUGAGCCCCCAGGUGCAAUAGACAACAGCAAAAUAGCAGUGAACAAAGGUGGCCAUGUGCAACUUAGACAAGGUGCUGAUUAUGGCCAGAUAUCGGAGGAAACUUGGAGCUACUUGUAUACUAUUUAUGGCGGAGGACCAGAAAUCGCCAUGCGGCAGACUGUAGCUCAAGCCGAGAUGGAAAGCCUGCAAGGAGAACGGAAAAUAGAAGCGGAAACUCGAGUUGUGUGACCACAAAGCUGCCAAAAUAUAUAUAAUAGAUGGAAAGGUCAUGUUUUAAUACUGAACUCAAGGAACUGAGUGCUGCAAAGUUUGCACCUGUGAUGAAUCUACGUGAGCACUUUGUAAUUUAAUUGUAGAUUUUUUUAUUGUUUUUUCCUUUCUGACUUAAUGUACGGAUAGAAAAGGAAUAUGUGGCAUUAAAUAUUGUAUAGUAGACCGUCCUAUGACAACACUAAACCUGUACUUCCGUAACUCUGUAUUUCCUCAACAUAAGGCCUACAUUUAUGUCUGUCCAAUGUGCAUCUAUAAAACCAGGUUGCUUCAUUAAGCAAAAUCUGUCUUAUAUAAUUCACUGCAUUGAAGACAUCCAUUCCAGCAUUCUACCUCCUAAUCAGGAGAACUCAAGGUUUUUAGUAACAUUGCUUAUUGGCUCAUCUUUAGCUCACUACUUCUCUAGUGCAUUACUUCUGUAGCUCAUUGCUAUAAUGCAAGUGACCUCCAUUUUGCAUUGGUGUGACUGUGCAAGUUUGGUUUUCCUCAAGGCUAAUCUUGAUUAUUGUCAAGACAGUAGGUGGGACAAGGAGUUUGUUUUUUUUCCGAAGUUAUUUCCCAUAAAUCUUCGUAAUUGGUACCGUGACUAAAGUUAACCAACCCAUCGAUUAUGAUUUUGUGCAGGGCUUUUGUUUUUAGUUCGUAGGUGAGUGGCGCACACUGGGUUUGAAAUUCCUUUUUGUGUGUUAAUAACUGGUGCAAUGUUAAGAUGUUUGCAUUCGGAGACCAAACUUGCAGCCGAGCCAGGUGCAUGGCAUCGCGUCUAAAUUCUCUUCCACUUUGGGCACUCGUGGUGACUGUUGCAGUGCUAACUUACAAUACUGUACAAACUUUAGGCUGAUAUUUUGUGUUGACACAGAUUUGGUUCACUCUCCCCCUCUCCUUAUAUUAAAAAAAAACUUUUUUUGUC
Callorhinchus milii (elephant shark) is the source of this 3809-nucleotide messenger RNA. RefSeq names its product ubiquitin specific peptidase 20 (gene usp20). The record is from RefSeq and is a predicted model, not a curated record. The transcript is spliced from 25 exons. Gene Ontology annotation, biological process: protein deubiquitination. Bases 92 to 2857 code for a protein of 921 amino acids. Gene Ontology annotation, molecular function: zinc ion binding; cysteine-type deubiquitinase activity. Lineage: Eukaryota; Metazoa; Chordata; Chondrichthyes; Chimaeriformes; Callorhinchidae.